UAAUGCGGGAAAGGGAGAGAGAGGGAGAGGAGGACCGCUGGAUGGACAGGGAGCUCAGCGAAGACGAGCGGCGAGCUCUUCGGUGUAGCAAGUUCGCACCACUCCCAUCGCUUCCUCUGCGAACCCUUCCAAGGUUGGCCCACCCAAAUGGACCUAUAGCAACAAACAAAGCUGCAGCUUUAGCAAAGUUUCUUGAGAGAAAGCUUCAGCAAUCAGAUGGACUUGAUUCAUUAGAUCCAAAGCUUCUAGAGUUGGCUGUGAAAAAUGCAAAAGAAACGGUCAAUGCAAGUAAUGGUGGAGCCUCGAGUAGUGGAAGGUUUGUUCGGCAUGUUGCUUCUUUUGGUGACACCUCCGAGGAUGCUUCGGAAGAAUUGCCAGAUGAAAACAAAGAAGAAACUGUGCCUGAGAAAAAGAAACGAAAAAAGGUAUCAAUAGGGAAGGAAGAAAUGCAGAAGAAAAAGAAGAAACGCAAGAAUUUGAAAGUUCUGACAAGCAGAAAGCAGAAGUUUAAAUCAUGAUAUGCAACUAGUCAUAUUUAAUCAUAUAAUCUGCUGCUGAUUAAAAAGCAAAAAAAAGGCUGAGGAUUUAUAGCUAGCAGUUUCCAUGAUUUUUUAACUUCUUUCUAGGGGGAAAAGUGAUUGAUUUUUACAUAUAUUUAUUUUCCAUCAAUUGCUUAAUUAUAACUGUAGUUUUUUUUAGGGAAUCAACAGCUGUAGAAUUUGUAGAUUUAAGUAUGCUAUCAGAAGUACAAUUAGUUUUCCUUAAUGUUUGUUUUUUUUUCUUUAAUGCCCUGUUUUGUAUCUUUAAUC
Messenger RNA from Phalaenopsis equestris, 809 nucleotides. RefSeq lists its product as uncharacterized. The coding region runs from base 3 to 518 and encodes 171 amino acids. NCBI's taxonomy places the organism in Eukaryota, Viridiplantae, Streptophyta, Magnoliopsida, Asparagales, Orchidaceae. The record is from RefSeq and is a predicted model, not a curated record. The transcript has 6 exons.